GGCCGACCAAAAUGGCGGCCUUGGCCAAGGCGGAGGAGGAGCCUGACGAGACCCGGGAGUCGCAACUCCCUUCGGCCAGGCAGGAGGCCAACGUGGAGACCGCCGAGGAGGCCACCGAGCCGCCGGAGCCCGACAUCACGGAGCUCUGCAAGGACAUGUUCGGCAAGAUGGCCACCUACCUGACCGGAGAGCUCACAGCCACCAGUGAAGACUACAAACUUCUGGAGAACAUGAACAAACUGACCAGCCUGAAGUAUCUGGAAAUGAAAGACAUUGCCGUCAACAUCAGUCGAAACCUGAAGGACUUAAACCAGAAAUAUGCCGCGCUGCAGCCGCACCUGGAUCAGAUCAACGCCAUCGAGGAGCAGGUGGCCUCUCUGGAGCAGGCAGCCUACAAGCUGGAUGCGUAUUCAAAGAAACUGGAAGCCAAAUACAAGAAACUCGAGAAGCGAUGAAGGGCCUGAGGGGACCGCGACUCUCUUUCCUGGUGGGCCAGGAUGUUUUGGAAAAACGGAAGCUCGGGACGGGUUGAUUGGCGCGACCCGGUAAAAGGGCCGAAAGCCUCCGCCCUCCGGAGAAGCCCCGGCCCGACGAAAACGACUUACCGCCUGCGGAUCCUCCUCCGAGACCCUGGGGCCUCUGCCCACCCCGCCCCGAGGUCCCGUGCUCCGCUCUUUUGGUCCUCGGGAAGGGCUCAGCCGGAGCUCGACUUGGGUCCCACCAACCCCCAGUACCCGAGGGGGUGGCGUGGGCUGUUUCCCGACACUCCAGCCCUCCCACCAACGCAGAGACUCUCUUUUAGUUCCUUAUGUCUUAUGCCUUAUGUCCUCAUCUGUCCACGCCCGUCACAUUGCUACCCUGUUGCCGGAGAACCCAUAUCGGGCGUGUGACUGGGGCCGGCUCGGGUCUUCUAAUAAAUGCCGUUCUGCCCCUUGGUGA
This is a messenger RNA of Tachyglossus aculeatus (Australian echidna), 939 nucleotides long. RefSeq names its product biogenesis of lysosomal organelles complex 1 subunit 2 (gene BLOC1S2). Gene Ontology annotation, cellular component: BLOC-1 complex; BORC complex; gamma-tubulin complex. The coding region runs from base 12 to 455 and encodes 147 amino acids. Gene Ontology annotation, molecular function: gamma-tubulin binding. Lineage: Eukaryota; Metazoa; Chordata; Mammalia; Monotremata; Tachyglossidae. The record is from RefSeq and is a predicted model, not a curated record. The transcript is spliced from 5 exons. Gene Ontology annotation, biological process: endosomal transport; lysosome localization.